Cylicocyclus nassatus is the source of this 255-nucleotide messenger RNA. The record is from the annotation of a GenBank genome assembly. Lineage: Eukaryota; Metazoa; Nematoda; Chromadorea; Rhabditida; Strongylidae.
AUGAUUAUGUUUCAAGAGUUUCGACUACACACGAUUAAAGUAAUACAGUUUCUGGCAUCGGAAUUCAUUCCAAAUCUCUUCUCAGAACUUCUGCUGCUACGAAAUUUGCUUUACCGAUCUGAUUCCCCGUGCUCCAGCUAUUGGUUGCCUCGUCUGUAUUUGCGAGGCCUUGUAGCACAUACCGGUAAUGUGCAUGUGGCUGUCAGUAUAUGGCUUGGUAAGGAUAUCAAAUCGGCUGUCAGGCACUUUCGCUAG